AUAAAAUAAGACAAAAUCAAUAAAUAAAAAAAUUUUAUUUAUUUAUUGCCGAUAUACCUUCCCCUCCAACCUGCAUCCAGAGUUGUGCAAAAAUGAAGAAGUUCUCAACAAUUCAGAGCCAGUUGUCUCCCGGCCUGGCGAAAAUAACACUGCCUUCUUCUUCACUUUUUCGCAGAGCUUCAGCGCAAGAGUUUUCGACACAACAUAAGGAAAGUUCUGAGAUUUUGGGGAAGGCGAGGUCGGAUGCGGAAGAAUUUGUUAGGCAGGCGAAAGAGAAGGCUGCAUCGCUGAAGGAGACUGCAGGUGAAGUGAUUGAGGAUGCGAAGGAGUCUGUUAGUCGGGGGGACGAAGCUGGUAAAGAGAAGCUUAAGGGGAAGGAAGAAAAUGUGAAUCGUGAUUGAGUUUUUUUUUUUUUUUCUUUUUUUG
Messenger RNA from Phalaenopsis equestris, 426 nucleotides. RefSeq lists its product as uncharacterized. The record is from RefSeq and is a predicted model, not a curated record. Lineage: Eukaryota; Viridiplantae; Streptophyta; Magnoliopsida; Asparagales; Orchidaceae. Bases 93 to 401 code for a protein of 102 amino acids. The transcript is spliced from 2 exons.